This is a messenger RNA of Neopelma chrysocephalum (saffron-crested tyrant-manakin), 1438 nucleotides long. RefSeq names its product leucine-rich repeat and fibronectin type III domain-containing protein 1-like. The record is from RefSeq and is a predicted model, not a curated record. The annotation marks the transcript as partial. Lineage: Eukaryota; Metazoa; Chordata; Aves; Passeriformes; Pipridae. The transcript has 3 exons. Gene Ontology annotation, molecular function: protein binding.
AACGUCCGUGGGCUGAGCCCCCCCAGCCCCGCGGCGACGCCCAGACGGGACCAACAUGGAGCCCUGAGAGGAGGCGCCGCCGUGGGAUGGCGAAGCUGCUGGUGCCGCUGGUGGUGCUGGGGGCGGUGGCGGGCGGGGCCCCCCCGGCCGCCCCCCGGUGCCCCCCGCGCUGCCUGUGCCCGGCGGCGGCGCCGAGCCCGACGCUGCUCUGCGCCCGCACGGGGCUGCUGGCGGUGCCGCCCAGCCUGGACCGCGGGGCCGUGGAGCUGCGCCUGGCCGACAACUUCAUCGGCGCCGUGGGCCGCGCCGACUUCGCCAACAUGAGCUCGCUGGUGCACCUGACGCUGUCGCGGAACGGGCUGCGCCGCCUGGCCCCCGGCGCCUUCGCCGACCUGCGCGCCCUGCGCGCGCUGCACCUCGACGGCAACCGGCUGCCGGCGCUCAGCGGGCCCCAGCUGCGCGGGCUGGCCAGCCUGCGCCACCUCAUCCUGGCCAACAACCAGCUGGCCGCCAUCGACGCCGCCGCCUUCGCCGCCUUCGCCGCCACCGUGGAGGACCUGGACCUGUCGCACAACAACCUGCCGGCGCUGCCCUGGGACGCCGUGGCCGCCAUGGCCAGCCUGGCCACGCUCACGCUGGACCACAACCUGCUGGAGCGGGUGCCGGCGGGCGCCGUGGCGCGGCUGCCGCGGCUGGCGCGGCUCGACCUCACGGCCAACCGGCUGCGGGCGCUGCCGCCCGUGCCGGGCCCGCCGGGGCCGGCGCUGGCGGCCGGGGGGAACCCCUUGCACUGCAACUGCGAGCUGCUGUGGCUGCGGCGCGCGGCGCAGCCGGGGCGCCUGGAGACCUGCGCCACGCCGGCGCCGCUGGCCGGGCGGCUGCUGGGCGCCGUGCCCGAGGAGGAGCUCACGUGCCGGGCCCCCGCCGUCACCGCCGCGGCCGCCCACCCGCCCGCCGUCACCGAGGGGCAGCCGCUGCGCCUGGGCUGCGCCGCCGUCGGGGACCCCCCGCCCGCGCUGCACUGGCUGGGCCCCGACGGGCGCGUGGUGCACAACGGCUCCCGGCGCUCCGUGGGCGCCGACGGCUCCCUGGAGCUGCGCGUGGCCACCCUGCGCGACCACGGCGGCUUCACCUGCGUGGCCGCCAACGCCGCGGGGGAGGCGGCCGCGCGCGUCGACGUCGUGGUGGUGCCGCUGCCGGUGCCGCGCGGGGACCGGGACGGAGACGACCCCGAGCCCGGGCCCGGCCCCUCUGACAUGGCCAGGGCGGGGGGCAACGAGACCUUUGGGGGGGCGGGGCCCGGGGAGCGGCGGGUGGUGGCGGCCGAGGUGACCGGGUCCUCGGCGCGCAUCCGGUGGCUCCCCCAGCGCCACGUGCCCGGAGUCCGGAUGGUGCAGAUCCAGUACAACAGCUCCGCCGACGACGCCCUCGUCUACAG